Molecule: messenger RNA, 444 nt
Organism: Tigriopus californicus
Lineage: Eukaryota; Metazoa; Arthropoda; Copepoda; Harpacticoida; Harpacticidae
Product: mediator of RNA polymerase II transcription subunit 27-like
Exons: 2
Coding region: 82-396 (104 amino acids)
Biological process (GO): regulation of transcription by RNA polymerase II
Cellular component (GO): mediator complex
Molecular function (GO): transcription coactivator activity
Source: RefSeq, a predicted model, not a curated record
GAAAACUUCAUGUUCAUUGUUUUCUCUUACUAGGUAACGCUGGACCGCAUUUUGAAGGCCAUUCUAAUAUUCAAAGGGCUCAUGAUUGAAUGGGUCGUAGUGAAGGGCUUCAACGAAGAAUCCACCAAGCCUGAUGGCAGUUUGGAUGUGUGGAGCGAUUCCAAAUACCAAGUAUUUCAACGCAUCACCGAGAACGCCAAUGCCGCCAUGCUUAAUUUUCAAUCGCCCCUCUACCCCGAAUUGGGCGUCAAAUCGUUCAUGACCUAUUUGCAUAGCUUCCUCAAAUUGUUCACGGAGAAGUGUAAGAAAUGCGGAUACCAUUUACAUAAUAACAUUCCACCCACUUGGCGCGAAUUCAAAACCCUGGAACCGUUUCACGAAGAUUGUCGACCUUGAGGACAAAAAUGAAUAAAACAUUUUGCAUAAAAUAUCACUGAGCCUUUG